GCUGAUACUAAGCAGGCUAUACCAAACUGAUCUAGGAAAAUAAAGGAGCCACACCUCAUGCAGUUAUUCAUUUUCCAACCUCAUGGGGAAAAAAGAUUGGCGACAGCGUAGACACUGAUAAUAACCCUUCAGGAGAACAUGUUGCUGCUGAAUAAGUUUCCUGCAUGGCUCUCUGCAUUCACUCUGCUUUUGCUGACUCAAGAGCCUGUCUCUACAUCAGAGGUCAUGGCCUGUGGAGUGGCGGUGGACCCACCUGCUAAUAUUGAGAUAACAGACCCUGGCUUCCUGGGUUACCUCAGUAUCCACUGGACUCGGCCAGCCAGCCUUCAGAACCUUACAGGCUGCACAGUACGAUACCAACUCAGAUACUAUGACACCUACGAGGAACGGUGGAGGAGUGUCCGAACUGUCAAGCUGACUUAUGCUGCUCAGUUUGACCUUGAGAAACCAGUCAAGGUGAGAAUACUCACUGUGCUGAAGUGUGCCUGCACCAAUGGGACAGAGGUUCAAGGGGAGGAGACAGAGUGGGUCUACACACGUGAACCUACAGGUGUGGCUGGAUCAGGAAUAAGAGAUUUUCACUGUGUCUACUAUGGUAAGGAGUACUUGGAAUGCACCUGGGAGUCAGGACCUGUCCAGCCUCCGAAUUCACAGCACUACCUCUAUUACUGGCACAGGGAAAUGGAUGAAACAAAGGAAUGUCCAGAAUACAUCGUAUUACCUGAGGGUCAAAGGGGAUGCAGGUUUCCUCGAGAAUCACUCUUGGAGUUCUCCAAGUUUAAUUUAUGUGUAAAUGGAUCCUCUCCAGCAGGAAGUCUGAGAACGGCCUACUUUUCUAUUGAGGUCCAAAACCAUGUAAAACCAGCCGUGGUCUCCUCUGUGCAUGUCUCGGAGACUGAUGGAGGUUUGAAGUUAGAUUGGUCACCACCUAGUGGUCGGGUGCCAGAACACUGCUUGGAAUAUGAGGUGGAAAGCAGCACUGCGAUGGAAAAUGGCAAAGAAAAGCAGGAAAGGAUGGUUUUUCAGAAUUUAGUGGACACAUCUUAUGGCCUUCUGAGAGGGGUAGAAAGUCAGAAAACUUGCUUUCGAAUCAGAUCAAAGGUGAACAUGUACUGCGCUGAUGGAGGAAUUUGGAGUGACUGGAGCCAAACAAAGUGUACAGAAGAUAAGGAAACUCGAUACAUCCCAGCAUGGAAAUAUCUCAGUCUGGUGGGCCUGGUGGUCAUUGGCAUUGGCAUCCUCUGUCUUUCAUUAUGGAUAUUAAAGAAGAUUUGCAUAAAAAAAAUCAACAAAAAGGAUGCCCUCUAUACUUUAUACAAGGAGAAGGUCAACAAGACCAUGCCCACUAUCCUCAGCCCUAUUUUCAAGUGAUGCUCCCUAUGACCUGCUAUGCUGAACUACUGUUUUAGCAGUUCUAAACUGCAGUAAAAGCACACUACUCAGAGAAACAAACCUGAGAAGUGAGACUUCAACACCCUUAGUGCAUUUAAAGUGACAGCUGAUAGAACCAGUAAUCUUGUGAAAUAGAUAUGUGGAGACCUAAAUGAACCACGGCACUGACCUUAAUGUAUGUACUACUUUGUUUACCAAGCCACUGUACUAAUAUGUGAUACACGCAUAUCAUGUGUCACUUAAAGUUACUCAUAGAUUUUUUUCAAAUGCCAAUGAUCUUGCCAAUUUAAUCAAUGAUUUUUCAAACGCCAAUGAUCUUGUCAGAUUUAUUUUUCUAUCAGCUUUUUUGCGGUUUCACUUGGAUGUAUGACUUUCAGUAUUUGAGUUUAUUUUACUGCUGAUUACAUAAUGAAGAAAUCAGGAGUAAAGAGUAUUCAUACACUUUGGAAAAAAGUGCAAACUUUUAAAUACAUUAUUAAAAUAAAAAAUUUUCUUGAAUUUAUAAUCUGUUUGUGUAAGUUUUUGCAAUAGAUACAAUCAACAAGAAGUCUGUAAAACACCACCACUGUGCACAGAUAAGCAGUUACAAAACAUAUUAGCAUUCUUGUUCAGUUCCUAAUCAGAACAUCAAAGCCCCCAUGGUGGUCAUCAUCACUUCCUGUGCUGACUAGACCUGGUGAGUAUGUAUCGUGACUGGAAUGGUGAUGUUUGGGUGGGUCAUCAUGACAUAGUAUAGUACAAAUGACGCACUGCAUUACCUCCAUGAAACGGGGAGUCACUGUUUUCAUAGAAUUAUUGCUCAGGCAACAAGCAGUGUUAUUUUGAUAACGUUCUACAUUCACAUGUUGUCAAGCCGCAGUCCUCCAAUAGUAAACCAACUUACUUUUUUUACCCUACAGAUUUAAUGUUGAUGGAUCCUAGUGUGGUAUCCACACCCUGCUCGCUUUAUGACUCAGCUUGCCUAGAAAUAAGAAGUUGUUAAAGGGAUAGUGCUCCCAGAAAUGAAAACUACCCUCAUGUCAAUACAAACCUGUAUGUCACC
Sinocyclocheilus rhinocerous is the source of this 2434-nucleotide messenger RNA. Its product is annotated as interleukin-13 receptor subunit alpha-2-like. Gene Ontology annotation, molecular function: cytokine receptor activity; protein binding. The coding region runs from base 139 to 1371 and encodes 410 amino acids. The record is from RefSeq and is a predicted model, not a curated record. The transcript is spliced from 10 exons. NCBI's taxonomy places the organism in Eukaryota, Metazoa, Chordata, Actinopteri, Cypriniformes, Cyprinidae. Gene Ontology annotation, biological process: cytokine-mediated signaling pathway. Gene Ontology annotation, cellular component: external side of plasma membrane.